Molecule: messenger RNA, 3678 nt
Organism: Microthlaspi erraticum
Lineage: Eukaryota; Viridiplantae; Streptophyta; Magnoliopsida; Brassicales; Brassicaceae
Source: the annotation of a GenBank genome assembly
AUGGCUUUUCCUUCUUCCUCUUCUUCGUCCUCGAAGCGCCAAUACGACGUGUUUGUGAGCUUCAGAGGCCGCGACACCCGUAACACCUUCACCUCUCACCUCCUCAAGUCUCUCCGUGGGAAAGGUAUCGAUGUUUUCUCUGAUGGGAAACUCCUCCGAGGAGAGGACCUCUCUGUUCUCUUUGACAGGAUUGAGCAAUCGAAGAUGUCGAUCGUCGUCUUCUCGGAGAACUACGCCAACUCCACCUGGUGCUUGGAGGAACUCUGGAAGAUCAUACAGUGCAGAGAGAAAUCCGGUCAUGGUGUCAUACCAAUCUUCUACAAAGUCAAAAAAUCUGAUGUUGAGAAUCAGAAAGGGAGUUUUGGAGCUCCAUUUCUGAGCCCUGAGGAGAGUUUCAGGGGAGAUGGGUCCAAGAUUGAGGCAUGGAAGGAAGCUCUGAGCAUUGCUUCCAAUAUCCUUGGCUUUGUAUAUCCUGAGGACAGGCCGGAGACUAAAUUUUUCGAUGAAAUCACCAAGGAAACUCUCAGGAUGCUGAAUGAUUUGUCUCCAUGUGAAAUCCAAGGUUUUCCAGGGAUUGAGCCACGUUCAAAACAACUAGAGGAGUUGUUAAUGUUUGGUAAUGAUGACUGUGUCCGUACCAUUGGAGUUCUUGGCAUGGCCGGAAUAGGCAAGACACUGGUUGCUGAUACCGUUUAUAAGCGAAACUUCCGGCGAUUUGACGGCUACGAUUUUGUCGACGACGUUGACGAGGAGCUGGGAAGGCAUCAGUUAAGUGCUUUGCGGGAGAAACUCCUCUGUAAACUGUUGGAUGUAGAAAGCUUUGAUGUGAGAGCGUAUGGGAGACCGGAGAACUAUCUCCGUAACAAGAAAUUGUUUAUUGUAUUGGACAAUGUGACUGAUCAAGAACAGAUAGAUGUUCUCAUCGGAGAGAAAGCAUUGUACAAGAAAGGAAGUAGGAUUGUUAUCAUCACCAGAGACAAGAAGCUGCUGCAGAACAAAGCUGAUGCAACAUAUGUAGUUCCGAGAUUGAACGACAGAGAAGCCAUGGAGCUUUUCUGCCUGAAAGCAUUCUCAGACAACAUCAAUCUCAACCCUCCUGAAGUGUUUAUGGAUCUAUCAAACAAACUUGUAGACUAUACCAAAGGGCAUCCUUUAGCCUUGACGUUGUUAGGUUCGGGUCUGCUUCUCAAGGAUAUAUCUUACUGGACAGAGAAAUGGGAGAGUUUACUGGAAAGACCAGACAAGGAGAUUCAGAGAGUGCUGGAAAAGAGUUAUAGAAAGCUAGAUGAUGAACAGAAGAGCAUGUUUCUGGACAUAGCAUGUUUUUUCAGAUCUGAAAAAGCAGAUUUUGUUUCGAGCAUAUUGAGAUCAGACCGUGUUAAUGCUGCAUCAGUGAUGAGAGAACUUGAAGAUAAAUGCUUGGUAACUAUUUCUUAUAAUAGGCUUGAGAUGCAUGAUCUGUUGCAUAGAAUGGGGAAAGAGAUUGGAUAUGAAUCAUCCAUCAAAAGGGUUGGCAAACGUAGUAGGUUGUGGAACCACAAAGAUAUUCGUUAUAUCCUGGAGAAGAACACGGGCACUGAGUAUGUUAGAGGGAUUUUCUUGAACAUGUCUAAUGUGGAAAGGAUCAAGCUUAGCCCUGCUGCUUUCAAGAAGAUGUCAAAUCUCAAGUUCUUAAAAUUCCACAACGCUCAUUGUUCUCAGUGGUGUGACAAUGAACAUAAGUUUCAGCUCUGUGAAGGGCUUGGUCAUUUCCCAGAUGAGCUUGUGUACCUUCACUGGCAAGGUUAUCCUUACGAUUACCUUCCAUCAGAAUUCAAUCCAGAGGAACUUGUCGAUCUGAAUCUGCGUUAUAGCCACAUCAAAACACUUUGGGACGAGGAACAGAAUACAGAAAAUUUAAGAUGGGUCGACCUAAGUCAGUCAAAAAGCUUGCUGAGUUUAUCAGGUUUGUCCAAGGCCAAUAAUCUUGAAAGACUUGAUCUUGAAGGCUGUACGAGUUUGGCUGCGUUGGACUCAUCAAUCAAACAGAUGAACAAACUUAUUUACCUGAACCUCCGAGACUGCACAAGCCUCAAGAGUCUCCCAGAGGGAAUCAACUUAAAAUCUCUCAAGACUCUGAUUCUCAGUGGCUGCUCAAAGCUUCAGGAGUUUCAUAUUAUAUCAGAAAAUAUCGAAUCUCUUUAUUUGGAAGGCUCAGCAAUCGAACGAGUUGUUGAACGCAUCGAAAGUCUCUGCAACCUUAUUUUGCUGAAUCUCAAGAACUGUCGCAGUUUGAGGUAUCUUCCCAACGAUCUUUACAAGCUGAAAUCUCUUCAAGAACUGAUCCUCUCUGGCUGUUCAGCGCUGGAGAGUCUUCCACCAAUCAAAGAGAAGAUGGAAUGCUUGGAGAUUUUGCUUAUGGAUGGAACGUCCAUCAAACAAACACCUGAAACCAUUUGCUUGAGCAACGUCAAGAUUUUCUCGUUCUGUGGAUCUAGCAUCGACGAUUCCACAGGGUUGUUAUUGUUGCCUUUCUCAGGAAGCUCUCGUGUAUCAGACCUCUAUCUCACGAACUGCAAUAUCAACAAAUUUCCGGACAACUUUAGCUCCUUACACUCAUUGAGGCGUUUGUGCUUGAGCAGAAACAAUAUCGAGACUCUGCCUGUAAGCAUCGAGAAGCUUUCUUCUCUGCUGUUGCUUGACUUGAAGCAUUGUCUCAAGCUCAGUUCUCUUCCCGUGCUUCCGUCUAGUCUUCAGUACUUAGAUGCUCAUGGAUGUGUUUCUCUGGAAAAAGUUGCUAAACCAGUGACACUUCCCCUAGUUACUGAAAGGAUUCAUACUACUUUCAUUUUCACGGACUGCGUCAAGCUGAACCGAACUGAACAAGAAGCCAUUGUAGCUCAGGCCAAACUCAAGAGUCAGCUACUUGCAAGAACAUCUCUUCAACAUAAUCAUAAGGGACUAGUUCUAGAUCCUCUGGUUGCCGUUUGCUUUCCAGGAAGUGACAUACCCUCAUGGUUCCGUCAUCAGAGAAUGGGAUCUUCGAUAGAAACCGACCUGCGUUCACACUGGUGCAACACUAAAUUUAUUGGAGCUUCUCUAUGUGUUGUUGUCAACUUCAAGGAUCAUCAUGCCAACCGUUUAUCUAUAAGAUGCGAUUGCAGAUUCAAAAACCAAAACGAUCAGUCUAUCAGCUUUAGUUUCUCUCUUGGGGGAUGGAACGAGUCAUGUGGAUCGUCGUCUUGCCAUGAACCAAGGAAACUUGGAUCUGACCAUGUUUUUAUUAGCUAUAACAACUGUAAUGUGCCAGUCUUCCAACGGAGUGAAGAGAGUAGUAAUAACAGAUGUCAUCCCACUAGUGCCUCAUUCGAAUUCUACCUUACCGAUGAAACUAAUAGGAAACUAGAUUGCUGCAAGGUGGUUAGGUGUGGGAUGAGUUUGCUAUAUGCUCCAGAUGAGAACGACCGUGGAUUCCAAGGGAUAAGAGUUACAGACAUCGUUGAUCGUGCAUCGAGUGAGGCUUUUGUGCCCGUGCGAGGUUGGUCCCAUUCACAAGUUGGAGAAAGAAAGAAUGGUAGAAUAAGAGAUGAAAUCCCCUUAUGUGUGUUAACACGUGGUCUUGAAGACAAGGAAGACCCUUUGGUGUGUCGAAGGAUAGAUAGUUCUAUACUUCUAUCUACUUAUAUGGCUGAAGUUUGA